AGGGCGCGCCGAAGGUGGCUCGAACGAGGAGCUAAGCGCAGUCGUUGGGUGCACGAUGGCGCGGUCGGUCGGUCUUAGUUCUUCGUAUUGUUCUUGUCGCCGUCGUUUCUGAGCGGUGAGUCGCGGCCCAAAGCGUUGGACCGUCUCCCAUUGGUAAACGCGCGACGUUUUCACGGCCCUAACACCUCGCUCCCACCCUCCAUCUUUAUUACUUCCUCUCGGAGAAAGGCUGAAAAACCGGCGUGUUAUUUGACAGACCGAUUAGAAAAAGUCGUGUUUGUUCGCGACUCGACGAUCGACCUCAUUAACAUCGUCAUCGAGAGCAGCUCGUCGUCAUCAAGGAGAACGAGAAUAAGAGGAAUAUCUGCGUUAGCAUCGAGGAGAAACGAGUUUUCGCCAUUGCUCUCUCUCUCUCUCUCCCUCCCUCCCUCCCUCCCUCUGUAGUGUUUCUCUUUUACCGAUCGAUCCACCACCAGCAGCACACCACCAACUAAACCAGGCGGUUUCAUAUAUCCGCCAACGUCUUUUGGGAGGAAAUUAUAAAAAUCCGAGGGCAGUCCGCAUUCUCCGUUCAGGAACGUACGGCGACGAAACGAAAACAACAUUCGAAGGCUUUACCUUCGAGAGAGCGACCGACCUAGGACGAGAUAAUUUAGUAAGUAACUCGUUCCUCUCAACGAAGAUCUCACUCCGUCCAAGGACCCAACACGCAAGGAGGCACCGUAACGACGACCGCGUGGGUCCUUCCUCGAUAUACCUAUACAUGCAUAUGUGUAUUCCUACCUUCUUUUACACACACACACACACACAGACAGACAGACAGACAGACAGACAGACACAUUAUAUGUAUAUAAAAGUGGACGCGUGAAUACGUAAAUCGCAUACGUACACAAAUGUAUAAAUGUACAUACAUUAUCUACGCGACGUACCUCGAAGAAACUAGAGCUUAACGGUAUUAACAUUAGUUGUCGUUUAACAAACGCGUACGUUCGAUAAAGACCUAUUCUAUAUACCGUAUAACAAUAACGGUCACGCACCGUGCCAAUUCGGAAAAGUUACCUCUUCCGCGUUCGGUGUUCGACGAGUUAAAAGUGUGUUCAAAAGGAUAAAUAUUAUAAACGAAACGUUUAUUUCUUCAUCUUCGACGACAAUAUCUCGAAGCACGAAGAAGAAAAUCCGCGGAUCUCUUACCGAGCGAGUGAAAAAAGAAGAAAGGAGAGGGAAAGGAGGAAGAAACAUUGGGGAGGGUGUGUGUGCGCGCGCGCGCGCUACGGGACAGUGGAAAGAUAUCGCUAAAUACGGGAUAGCCAACAAUAUGAGAGUGGCGGCCACGAGGCAGCAUCCUCUACAAACGACGACACGUAUUUCCAACAAUGGAAAGUUCCUGGUCAAUACGAAUAAUCAGGAGGUGCAACCUCAACAGCAUCAGCAGCACCAGCAACAGCAGCAGCCGCCGCUGCUACAGCAACAAUCGCAAAUAUCCCAACACCAUCAUCAUCAUCAUCACCAUCAUCAUCAUCAUCAUCGUUAUAGGCAGCAUCCGUAUCAGCAACAUUAUCAACGACAACAAGCGACGGUGGUGCCGGCGGCGACGGUGGCGGCGACGAACAGUGACGAAAAUACAACCGCGGUCGUUCCGCUCGUCGGAUUCUCGAGCUGCGAGCCAACGGCACGGAACGUCGAGCAUCACGGACCAACCAUUCUUGGGGAUAGAUUCGUUCUUCUUGGUCCGGCGGAAGGCAGUGCCCUUUACAGAUGCGUCGACGUACAAACCGGUCAACAGCUUGUCGCCAAGGCACUGAGUCAAGGUGAUAAAGGAUGCGAAGCCUUGUUGCAAGCACAUCUUCGAUUGGAAGGAACGGACGCUGCUAGUGGACUCGCUGGAAUCGUCGAAGGUAGCGGUGGUCGUCGUUAUCUCCUUUUGGAGGGCCAUCACGGAGAUUUGCACGCUUACGUUAGAGCACGUAGGAGAUUGCGCGAGCCCGAAGCGAGACGACUCUUCCGGCAGGCAGCCAAGGCCGUUGCCACGUGUCACGAGUACGGCGUCGUCCUCAGGGACCUCAAACUUCGGAAGUUUGUCUUUGCCGACGAAGCCAAAACGCAACUACGAUUGGAGAGCCUGGAAGAUGCGGUGAUAGUGGAUAAAGAGGACGACAAGUUGACCGAUCGUCGAGGUUGUCCAGCUUACGUUGCACCGGAAGUUCUCAGAUCGGGAAGAGCUUAUUCCGGAAAGGCAGCUGACAUUUGGUCGCUUGGCGUUCUCCUCUAUACGAUGCUGGUCGGCCGUUAUCCGUUCAACGAUGCGGAACAUGCUUCGCUCUUUGCGAAAAUUUCACGAGGGCAAUUUGCCGUACCGGAAUGUCUCAGUCCUCGCGCAAGGUGUCUCAUUCGAUCCUUAUUGAGAAAGGAACCGUCAGAGAGGCCUGAUGCCGAGGACGUACCGCUUCAUCCUUGGCUCUCGAAACCUCUCCGUCUUUCUUCGCCUUCGCCCUCGCCCUCGCCCACGCCUCCAUCUUCCUCUUCGUCCGCACCCUCGUCAUCCUUUUCAUCAUCCACGUACUCUUCCUCUACUUUCCCUUCGGGGAGAUCCGCUUCUCAGGACCAGAUCGUACCGGAGCUCGUUAACGAUCCUCGACAAGACUGACUCUUCGAAGAAGAGACGAUUAUUAUCCUUUAUUCCGCGCGUUAAUAGCGCCAGCUCUGCGUCUUAUUUUUAAAAAGAAAAAUCUUCGAAUUAAGGAAAGAAAGACAUGUGCAUAUUAUUUUGAAGAAGGGAAAAAUAAAAGUGUGUGUGCGCGCGCGCGCGCGCGCGUGUCGUAUACAUGUGUGUGUAUAUAUACAUAUACAUAUACAUAUAUACAUAUACAUAUACAUAUAUAUAUAUAUAUAUACAAACACACACACACACACACACACAAUAAGAAAAAACCGCGCGAAGAUCCCCGAGGAUCAUCGUCUCUUUACACGCAGAGGCUACCGAUCCGCUCUUUAUAUUGUAUAAUAUAUGUAUAUUUCGUGUCAUCAUCCUCGUGUACCAUCUCCUUUUGCUCGUUCAUCGUUUCUCUAGAACGAUAGAAGAAGAUUCACGUGCGAUUUGUCGAAUAUUAAGAAUGAGGAGACGCGUUUUUUUCCUACACCACGAUACGAUCAAAGUCGAAUGGACAUGUAUAUUAUAUCGAAGAAAGAUACACACGACGUGUGUAUCAUUGACGAAACGCUGAUAAAAUAUUCUCUUUUUACGAAAGGAAUAUCCAGGUCUUUCGAAUCUUUCGAUCGUAUCACGUACGGCUACUUUGCCGCUCGUAAUAAGAGAUGGAUGGGGAAACAAAAGUCGAUUAAAACACGUUAGAUAUUAGUGAUACGUUAUCGUCUUGGCGUAUCGGCUUUGCGAUCUAAAAGCGCAAUUCGUUAGUACGAAUUAUUUCGAUCAUAAUAUAUCGAUCACCAUAGUUCAGGGUAUUCGAACGGUUUUUACGGUUCGACGAAGAUACGAAAAUUGUGCAAAAGUAAGAAUAAUUUAUUAGGAGAUGAGCCCAGAGGCAUCGGGUUUUGGAAAAAAGAAAAAAGGCAAUGUUCUCGAAGGAUCUGACACUCUACGUGCCGCGAGUAAGGGCACGAUGUCCUGAGACCGAUUCGACGACGUUCGGAAAGUACCAAGUGUUCUUCUAUUUGAUAAAUCUUUAAAAAAAGAAUCAUUUUGUAUAACGUCUCUAUGAGAGAGUAAGGCUAAAAGAAGAAAAAAGAAAAAAAAAAAAAAGAAAAAAAGAAAAAGACAGGCAAACAAAGAAACAAAAAGAAAGAAGAAAGGGCAAAAAGAAACUCGCUAGAUCGAUUUCUACUUCCGAUUUUUCUCAAUGAUUUUCUCCAACGUGAUAUCUCCAACGUCGAUCCAACCACCACUCUCUUCGUCUGUGGGGGAUGAGCGUACGUGUCAACAUCGAAAAAAGCAAAAUUUCUCCUUUAUCAUUUUAGUCAGGGUACAAUAAUGAAUGCAAACCUUCAUAAACGGUCUAUAUAUGUAUAUAUAAUUUCGAUCGACGAUAAUCCUACCGAGUUAAACGAAAGGAAUAACUUUAAUUAGGAAGAAUAACGACGUUUCUGUACAUAGGCGAAAUAAAGUGAUGUUUACGACAUGA
Molecule: messenger RNA, 4136 nt
Organism: Vespa crabro (European hornet)
Lineage: Eukaryota; Metazoa; Arthropoda; Insecta; Hymenoptera; Vespidae
Gene: trbl
Product: tribbles homolog 2
Exons: 4
Coding region: 1316-2644 (442 amino acids)
Biological process (GO): regulation of MAP kinase activity; positive regulation of proteasomal ubiquitin-dependent protein catabolic process; protein phosphorylation
Cellular component (GO): nucleus
Molecular function (GO): mitogen-activated protein kinase kinase binding; ATP binding; protein kinase activity
Source: RefSeq, a predicted model, not a curated record